Komagataella phaffii GS115 is the source of this 624-nucleotide messenger RNA. RefSeq lists its product as uncharacterized. The transcript has a single exon. Lineage: Eukaryota; Fungi; Ascomycota; Pichiomycetes; Pichiales; Pichiaceae. The record is from RefSeq and is a predicted model, not a curated record. The coding region runs from base 1 to 624 and encodes 207 amino acids.
AUGACCACCUUGGCCGAACGAAACCGGCAGGUGUUGUGUACGUCCAAACGAGAAGGCGUUGGAACGAAAGUGAAACAGCUACUCAUACGUACUACUGUCAAACUGGACUCUUUCUUCUCCAAGUUGGGCAAAUAUAGUCCGCAAUACAUCUCAUCCGACGAAAUUCUCGAAGAGCUUUUCAUGAGCAAUAACAUGUCGUCGGACAAGGUCCCCUUGGGCUCUCAAAUAGAGCAGAGUUCUCCUAAGGAGACCCGCACAGACAACGAGGCAAGCGUCAGCGGCAUCUCCGCAGAACAACCGCAAAAAAAUGAUGACUUAAAUUUUGACGAGUUGUGGGAAAAACAACACGCUGAGUGGCUGACACCGUUGCCUGAAUAUCAAACACUUCAUGGAAGACUCCAGCUUCAAAAACGCAUGCAUGAGGGGGAUAUUAAACACAUCGUUUCUCCAAAGGACCACUGGAUCGUUUAUCAAACUUUGGUCGUUCAGAGCAGUGCUUUGAAACGAGCAAUCAGCUUAUCAAACGUCAUUGAAAUCUUGCAUAGUGGAUGGGUAGCCGACAAAACUUGGGAACGUGGAGUUACUUCGGCUGUUUCUGCUCCACUUCCGAUAAAUCUAUUGUGA